AUGUCGCGCGAGCAAUACGACGACGAGCACGGCGCGGAGCGCUUCGACGAGUGCGACGAGCUGGCGGAGCAGUUCGGCACGCCGCCCACGCGCAGGCGGCACGCGGUGCCGCACAGGCAGGAUGCGAGGAUCAGGGGGCGCUCGACGGGUGUCCCGCCCGCCGAGAGGAAGGCGCCCAAGGCCAAGGACGCCCAGAAGCAGACCCGGCCCCGCAGCAAUGCCGCGAGGCGGAGGCACGCCGCUGCCAGAAUCUACAAGAGGCUGGACACGACCUUCCAGGUGCUGGGCAUCGACUCGCUGUCGGCGCGGUCGAGCCAGAUCACCGCCAGCCCGGAGACACCCAAGGUGAUGUGCACCAGCAGCAGGGACGCGGACAGCGGCUCGGAGUCGGAGACAUCUUCGACCGUCAGCUCCUCGACCACCGCGAGCGGCAGCGGCAGGACGAGCCGAUCGAGCAUGAGGCGAUCCUGGUCGAGGGAAAGCAAUGCUUCGCCCUCCCUCUUAACUAGUGAGCUGGAACGAUCUUCCAACGGCUCCAACAGGCUGUGGCAGCGGAUAGAUGCUGAGCGGAAUCGGAUGCAGUUCAUGCAUUGUCUAGACUUGACUGUCAUCAGUGAAGGGACCUCCCUGCCCAUCCCUGGUGUCGUUCAAGACUCAGUUGAGGAGGCUGAUGACACACUGGGGGAGCUCGAAUCCGUGAAGCCCAUGGAGCUAUAUACACGGGCAGAACUGCUGCAGGCAAUGGAGAAGAUCGACAGGUGCCAACGUGUGGCACAGAAGGUUGAGAGGGAGUUGGCGGACAACAUGCCGGCGGUUGGGAGCGGUGGCAGCCACAGCAGCAUGCUGCAGGAGUCUGACCACGUUGCCUUCGUGCUCGGUGGCAAGCUGCAGGACAUGUUCGAUGAGCUCACAAAGAAGUUGACGCUUAUUGCGAAGUCCAUGGACCGCUGCAUGGCGGGUCUCAGCAACAAACCCCGGAGGGAGGAGGUUUCCCAGGGACUGUUGUGCUCAGGGAAGUUGGGGUCUUUGUGCAAAGAGCUCAUCACAGCAAAAAGCAACAAGCUGUGUACAGAGGGCUAUGGGCCCUUCAAGCUCAUCCCCAACGUGAAUGAGGAGAUUCGUCUGGGUGACGCGAUGCUGUCGUUGCUGGAUAGAGCUGCCAAGAUCAGUUGCAAUUAUCAGCUGUCAGUUCUGCGCGAAAAUCAUUUGAAACUGAGUUCCAUAAGAUCGGCGCAUGAAGUCGCUGAGAUGGCCAACGCCCUGAAGAACGUGUGGGAUCGCCUCCGCAAUGUGACCGUGUGUUUUUGCAAGUGCUUCGAACGCAGAGCACAUCUAAAGCCCAAGUGCUUCAUGGCCAGGCAGUGUUAUGCGAGAGUGCUGGUGUCUGGCGCAAGGGCAGCAGUUGACAUGCAAGAAUUCUGCCAAGCUCGUCAGGUGCCUGUGCAGCAGGACGCGAACAAUUGUUGGCGACAGAGCCCUGCGGACCCCGACACAGGAUUUGGAAGCGAGAACGACGUGCAGGCACAGGGCUGGGUCCUGCCAUGCAUCACGGAGCUCAUUAAGCUUGCAAAGGAGCACAGCCUGUAUCUGCUCACACAGUGCGCGUUAAAAGAAGGUGCCACUGCUGAGGCAGCCGAAGACCUUUGCGACGUGAGGCACGCCUUCUUCAGGCUCAUCCUUGUCAAUGUGCGCCGAAUGUGCUGGCUCUCCAGCCACCCCCAAACGCUGCCUCGCUGGGGCCUGGAGCUGCUGGAGAAGCAAAUCUCCAGCCUGCUGAAGACAGUCAGGUCGUACGACAAGCCUUCCAGCACGCUGUCCUUCGACAUUGAGUACACACAGACAGCAGAGGGGGACCAAAAGUACAGCGAACUCAUGGACAGCUGCCAGCAGCUCCUCAACAACAUGCUCGUGGUGCAGACGAAGAUCCAGCUGAAGAGGGCCCUGUACGACGACGAGGUGCCCUGCUUGGCCAGGCAUCCCUGCUCGCGGCUGCCCUCCAGACGACCCAUGGGGACUUCGGAUGGAGACCCCUGGAGCACUGGCAGCCCGGCGUCUGGAGCCGAGACGACCUGCACCGGCGAGUGCGGCUCGUCCCACGAGUACAACAACAGAGCUACAGGCUCUGACGUGGGGAGCAGCGCACCAACCCCCGAGGCAGGCCAGGAGCCACCCGAGCCUGCCACGCCGAGUCCGACGGAGCCCACUCCAGCACACAAGGCUGGCAAGUACAUAAGCCCCUACGAGCGUCUGGCGGUGCAGCAGGGUAUGAUGCAGGGCGGGCCCAUGCCGCCUGUGAAAGCGCCCCCCUGGCCCUCUUCGGAUGUGACUGAAUCCGAAACGGAUCAAGAGUCUGAGCUUCAGCAGGCCCCUGUACCAAAGGAGCCCGUCUUGCGCGAGUUGCCUGAGGUCGUCCGGCCCAACAAGCAGGGACUGCACCGCAAGAAAACAAACACACCAAGGCCGAUCCAGCACAUGAUGCCGGGCAAGGAGGUUUGCCCGCCGGUGUCUGCCCCUGCUCGCGGACCUGGCAGCCUGACGUACAAGCAGAUGGUGGAGAAGAACGACGCCAGGGCGGGCUGGCAUCAGGGGGGUGGGCACUGCCGGCCGAUCGUCAGCAAAGACUUCCCAGAGCUGAGGCACCACCACAGGAGGCCGCCCGACCAGAGCCCUAGCGGGCACCGCCACAGCAGCGGUCAUACCGGAGAAAGGUGUGGGCGCCCCUCAGGGGGGGGCCACAGGCAGCGGGGAUUGAUUGUUGGUCGCCACGGUGGCCAUGGCAGGGGCAGGGCGGGCAUGGAUCGGCUACCAGCCACCAGCUGCUCGAUGAGUAGGCCGAACAGGGGAUCAGAGCAGAACGGCCAGGUGGGAAGGGUGCUGGAUGCGGCCCCUGUCACAAAGACGUUCGAUCGCGUCUCCCGUGAUCAGCUGAUCUUGAGGAAGGAGCUGGGGGCCGGCAGCUCGGGCCAGGUGUGGGAGGCCGACUACUUCGGCAGCUCGGUGGCCAUCAAGGUCCGGCACGACGCCUGGAACUCCGACGUGCGCACAGAGGCGCACAACGAGGCCCAGGUCCACAAGCAGCUGUCCAACCACCCCAACAUCGUCCAGUACUACGGGAUGGUGCCGGACUUCGUGGAGAACAGCGGCGCCGUGGGCCCGGGCCUGGUCAUGGAGCUGGCCUCCCUGGGCAACCUGAUGAAGCUGAUCAGCAACGCCAGGAACGUGCAGCUCAUCGGCCUGGAGAACCUCAAGGCGGACCACUGCCGCAGCGCGGGCGUGCUGCUGUACAAGGACUGGCGCCGGCGGCUGCGCCUGGCGCAGGGCGUCGCCUCCGGCCUGGAGUACCUGCACGCCCACAGGAUCAUCCACCGCGACCUAACCUCUUACAACAUCGUCGUCUCCAUCGACUGGGUGGCCAAGGUGUGCGAUUUUGAGAAGUCACGGAACGUGCCAAUGGGCCAGCAGGUGGCCUGCAGCCAGGCCUUCCCCAACUCCCCCCGCUGGAUGGCCCCCGAGAUCCUACGCUGCGAGAAGUACGACACCUCGGCCGAUGUGUUCUCCCUGGGGGUGGUGCUGUGGGAGCUGAUGACGCUGGAGCGGCCCUGGGAGGAGCAGCUGUCGUCGGUGUGCCGGCACGUGGACUAUGAGGUGCUGCGGCUGGUGAGCAACAACGAGCGGCUGGCCAUCCCGCCCAAGGGCAACCCAGACCUGCCGGAGUGGGGGGAGCUGGCCGACCUCGUGCGCGACACGUGGAAGGAGGAGACCGCGGAGCGGCCCACCAUGACCCAGGUGCGGGAGCGCCUGCACGAAAUCCUGGUCAAGAUCAACGCAAGGAUGGCCCAGGCCUGA
Ostreobium quekettii is the source of this 3846-nucleotide messenger RNA. The record is from the annotation of a GenBank genome assembly. Lineage: Eukaryota; Viridiplantae; Chlorophyta; Ulvophyceae; Bryopsidales; Ostreobiaceae.